CACGGCUGCCUACAUUUGCUUUCUACCAGGCGAACGGCGCGGACGCAUUCAACUGCAGAAAGAACACACAGUUUUGUAGCUACUUUGAAGUGCACUUCAUAAGCAGAAUACAGAAUUGUAUACUUUUAGUUGAGAUUUUGCGGAAACGCUAACAGAAAGUAAAAUCGGAAAUAUUUACGAAUAUAAAACGGAAUACGAACUAACGGUGGCAAAGUGUUUUCGUGUUUCGUGUUCAGUGCGAAAGUAAAAAAGUGAAAAAUUCCAAAUACAUGAAAACAAAUACAAAAUAGUUGAAAGUAAAUACAACUAAGCGGCUCACCGCAAAGUAAAAAUAAGAAACUAAAAAAUAAAUUACCAACAUGCGCUUUUGUAAUUAGUCGUUGGCAGCAAAGUAAUUUUGUGCACGAGGAAGGUACUAAAAAGAAGGGUCCAUAAAACACAAAAAAACUUUAUAAAACGAGCAACAAGAAGCAUAACUAAAGAAUAUUGAAAAAUAAAUAAAGAUACAAAGUGAACUUACUUACUUAAGAAGUGCAGUUAAAAGAGAAAAGUGUAAAAGUACACAGUAAACAAACAACGAAGCACCAGAAGAGCUUAAGCGCCAGCUUAACGAUUCUAAGAAGCAUCACAUCCUCAGCACAUUUCGGUCAACAGUGGAGAAGAGUGUAUACAUUAACGAAAAAUCUCAACAAAAAUGGUGCAAAAAUUCCAAUCGCCCGUUAGGGUCUACAAACACCCGUUCGAGUUGGUUAUGAAGGCCUACGAAUGCCGCUUUCCGAAAUGUCCUCAAAUGCCCAUCGUACUCGAUUGCGAGAUCGUCAAAGAUGAGGUCUUGGAGAACGGCGCGAAACGCAAUACAAGUCGACGUUGCAAAUUGGCCGUCGAUGCGCCGUAUAUUUUCAAAAAGCUAAUAGGUGUAGACUUUGUAUAUUUCCUGCAACACAACUACCUCGAUAUGGCCAAUCGCACACUGAAUAUAGAGGCUGUGAACGAGAGCUUCUCAUCACGCAUAGAAAUCUUCGAACGUUGCCGUUACUAUGCACAUCCCGACAAUCCCGAGUGGACCUGUUUCGAUCAGACUGCCACAUUGGAUAUUAAGAACUUUUUCGGUUUCGAACACUCCAUGGAGAAGAUGGGCAUGAAGCAAUACACACAAACCACGCUGAAGGGUAAGGAAAUCAUCGAGUAUUUCAUAAAUGAACUGAAAGAGAAGGGCGUCACCAAUGUGGAACGUUGGGUGCCGCCAGUAGAUGCACCCUGUUCGCCGACCACACGUGAAGCCAGCGAGGAGCCAGCACAGAAACUCAAAGAUGAGGAAAGGCGUCGCUCCUCACACGACGUGCUGCUCGAUGGCGAUUUUAUAGCGAAAAAUUUGGGUACACUCACACCGAUGCAGGCGUCAAAACUGUUGGAGCUGCGAAAAAUGCUGAAUGGUGUCGAGGACUUGGAGCAAAUGCCAAGUUAUCAGACCAUACUGCGUUUUUUGACAGCACGCGACUGGCACGUGAACCAGGCCUGCACCAUGCUCAAGGAUUCGCUGAACUGGCGCAAGGAGCACAACAUCGACACGCUGGUUAAGGACUACAAGGCGCCGGCAGUAGUGGUGAACCACUUUCCGGGUGCAUGGCAUCAUCACGACAAGGAUGGACGUCCGAUUUAUAUACUACGCUUGGGUCACAUGGACGUGAAAGGUCUGCUGAAGUCCAUCGGUACUGAAGGUUUACUAAAGCUCACGCUUCACAUCUGUGAGGAAGGCAUGCAACGCAUCAAGGAGUCCGCCGAAAAGUUGGGUCAACCUGUGUUGAGUUGGUGUAUGCUUGUGGACUUGGAGGGUCUUUCCAUGCGUCAUCUCUGGCGCCCGGGUGUAAAAGCUCUGCUCAAUAUCAUCGAAACGGUCGAGCGCAACUACCCCGAAACGAUGGGUCGCGUGCUAGUCGUGCGUGCGCCGCGCGUCUUUCCCAUCGCCUGGACAAUUGUGAGCGCUUUUAUACAUGAGAAUACGCGCUCUAAAUUCCUAUUCUACGGCGGUCCCGAUUGUCUACACAUGAAAGACGGCUUGGAGCAGUACAUCGAUUCGGAGAUCAUACCGGACUUUUUGGGUGGCCCAUGUAAGACACUUAUACAUGAAGGUGGACUCGUGCCAAAAACGCUCUAUAAAAUGAACUCGCUCGAAGACGACGAUGCGGAGGAGGAGGAGGCCAAAAAGACGCUGGAAGCCGGUGGCGCACUGAUGCACGACCAUCGUAGUCUCUAUAAAACCGUUGAACUGCGCACCGGUUACAUACACGAGGUUAUUAUACCGAAUGAGGACCCGAAGAGUGUGCUCACCUGGGACUUUGACGUGAUGCGCAGUGAUCUACACUUCACAUUGUAUCGCGCCACUAAAGAGCUGCCGCCAAAAACUGACACCUCUGUUUCCAUAUUCGAUAUGAGUGACUUCGUGGAGGGCGAACACUACUUCAAGGAGGAGCCAACGCUCAUUUGUCGGCACCGCGAAAGUGUGCAGGGUUCCCAUGUAAUGCACCACACACACUCCUACAUCAUGCAGUGGUUCAGCCCGUCGAGCGGCGCUGAAGGCCCCGCACAAUUGAACUUCUUCUACGAAGUGCUCAGCUCGGCCAACUACAAAGGCUCCAUGACCAGCCUGCAAUCCGGUUUCUCAUCAUCCUCCGCUGCCAGCUCGUGUCAGAGUCGAUGAUAUGAAGCGAACAACGGCGCGGCCUGCAGCAGUGCGGCAGCACGUGCGGAGCAUGCCAACGGGUUGGUGGCGGUCGUUGAUACAGCAGCGGGGAAGCAACAGCAACAGGAGCAUAAAGGGGAGGAGCAGGUGCAUGCGCAUGGCAUUAUGGCGGCGAAUUCGCUGAUGGAGAAGACAUUGAACUGAGUUGGAAAUGAGAGUGUAUGUGUAGCGCAAAUAAAUACACACUUAACUUUCGUUUUUAAACUCAGAAUAAUAUAAUUUAGUGUUACAUAAUGUUAAUAUGAAAGCAUGAAUAGUUUAAUAAAUCAUAAAGAUGCUAUAAUUUAAUUUAAGACAAAAGAAUAACUUGGAACCUGGCUUUUAAAUAGCGUUUUAAUAGAGUAAAUAAUAUUUUUUAGCCAAAGCUGCUGUGUCAUGUGCGAGCGAGUUGGCAAAAAAUUGCAAUUUUAAACAAUCUUAAUUUUAUAUUAACGAAUUUUAUAGCUAAAAUUGAAAUGACUGCAAAAGCAAAUAGAAAACGCAGAAAUUGCUUGUGUGAAAGUGGCGUUUAUUAUCGCCAUUGCUUUGUUUUGAAAGUGUAAUGUCAUCGAUAAAUCGAUAACAGCGUGUACAAUAAUUAUUUGUCAGUAGCAAACAAUCAUGAAUGCAAUAAAAUAAAACAAAAAUAUUACAGCCGCAUCGAAAUGUGCAAUAACAUUUACCUACAGACGCGUACAUAUUUUUGAAGAACUUACAAGAAACUACGAAAUAACGCCGAUACAAAACAAUAAACGAUUUAAAAUAUAAUAAAUAAAUGCAGUGCAAUUAUUUUUGACGAAAAUUCAGCAAAGGAAUUGUCGCUAAUUUUAUAUAAUGAGCACAACACAAUAAGCGCAAAAACAAUAAUUCAUAAAAAACGUAUUUUUUCGCGGUAGCGAUUGUUUUUAAUGGAAAAAUCAACGAUUUCAAGAAAUUUUUUUAAAUUUAAAUACCUUUUUUCCCAAAGUUAUCUUACUAUUUUUUUUCCAAACUUUCCUAAAAAAAAUUUGAAAAUUUGAGGCGAUAUACAUAUGUAUGUAUGUAUGGUGUAGCUGCAGCAACGCGAUUAAUUGCUAAUUUCUGCCAAAAAAAAAACUUUAAAUAUUCUUUUAAAAUUUUUCUUUGCAAAGAGCAAAUUUUUUUUAAAUCUUUUGAUAAUUUUUUUUUCUAAAAAAGUUUUCCAAAUUUUCCUAAAACUUUUUUUUCUAAAUUUUCCUAAAACAGGGUUUGUAUCGAUAUAUGGUAUAGCUGCAAUAACCCAAUUAAUUGCUAAUUUCUACCAAAAAAUAAUUUAAUUUUCCAAUUUUUAUUUUUUUUAUUUGUUUUUCCUAAAUUUUCCCAUAAAAAAGUUUUAGCGAUAUUUGGUUAAGCUGCAGUAACGCGAUUAAUUACUAAUUUCUGCCAAAAGAAAAUUCUUAAAAAUAUUUCCAAAAAAAGAAAGAAUUUUUUAAGAAAAAAAGUUUUACACUUUUUCUAAGUUAUUUUUUCUAAAUUUUUUUUAAAAACAAAAAUUUUUCUACAUUUUCCAAAACAAAGUUUUUAUAAAAUUUUUUGAUAAUUUUUAGUUUUUGAAGGAAAAACAUUGCUAUUAAUUUGUUUUCUUAUUAAAAAACCAAAAACAAAAUAAAAGUAAAAGUAAAUAAUGUAUUAUUGUUAAAUCAGUUCGUGAAAAAAAACUUAUUUUAAAUAAUUUUAGGAUAUAACCAAGCAUUUAGGUGAUAAAUUACUUUAAUUUAGCGGAUAAUUUCUGUCAAAAAAUUUCUUUGAAAUUUUUUUCUAAAUUUUCCUAAAAUUUUUUUUUUAACUUUCUUAAAAAAAUAUUUUUUUAAUUUUCCUAAAAAAAAAAUAUUUCUAAAUUUCACUUAAAUUUUUUUUUAAAUUCAAAUAGCAAAUUUUUUGAUAACCUCAAGUUUCUGAGGUAAAAGCGCUGCAAUAAAAUUUUUUUCUUUUUUUUUUCAUUAAAAAAAUGUUUUCUAAAAUUGAAAUAGCAAAUUUUUCGUAAAUUUUUUUUAGGAUAAUUUUGGGUUUUUGAUAAAAAAAAGUUGCUAACAAAUUUUUUUUUAUUUUCAAAAAAAGAAAACAUAAGUAAACAAUGUCAUUAAAUUCAAUUUUCAAUUCAAUUUAAAAAAAAAAACACGUCUAUUAAAAAUUAGUCGCAUAAAAUUACUGUUAGGUAAUAAAUUAUUUAAAUUGAACAGACCCUGUUUCAAAUAUCAGCAAAAAAUCGAAAGUUUUAAAAAUCAUCGCACAUAACCUAAAAACCAUACGCGUCAUUACGUUAGUAAACGCUUUUUAUGGAACUCCCAAACAAAUGGUUGUAAAAAAUAAAUAAAAAAUACAAAAACAUACAUAUGUACAUAUGUAUGUAUGUAUAUUUCUUAAGAGUUCACACUUUUCUUUUGUGUCAAUUAACGCAGACGGCUGAGAGAAAUAUAGUAAAACUCAAAUAAGACAUAAACAAAUGUAGGUAAUACAUAUGGUAUUUAUGUACAGCAGAAAUGCAAAACAAAUAUGUUCAUAAAUAUAAAACGAAAACUAGCAAAAUAAUUUUUAAGUAGACAUACAUACAUACAUACAAACAAAUAAAUAUAAUUGUAGUUUGCUAGUAAAUUUUGCCAGCAUCAAGUUGGCUGCAUGAACAUUAUAUAAGUGAGUAAAUAAAUUAAUAAAUAAAAAAUACAAAUUUUUUAGCUUUUUAUAUACACAGACAAGCGAAAGUGCGGAAAAGUAAUGCAAGACAGUAAAUGACAGAACAAUGAAAGUAAAGUAUUAGUAAAGUUGUAGUAAUGCUAGCAUUUAAGAUGACGAUAAGUAGUGUUUGCCUUUGUUUUGCGAUUAACGAAAUUUCUAUUAAAAAAUGAAAAGUAAAUGUAAGCACUCCUGAUAUUACUACCGACUACUUGUUACCUACCUUCAUUUCAGUGAAAACGGCAUAUACAUACAUAUAUAGCCACAGCGCACUAACACAUUUGAUAAAAAGAAACUGUAAAUUCUGUUUUGAAUGAAAAUAAAAAUCGCUAAAUUCUCGUACGUUAAAAAAUAUGUGAAAACCCUUUUGAGUAUAACGAGCAAUUUGUUAUCAACAUAGACACAUACGUAUGAAAUUUCAAACACACAGUUAUAAACGCAAAUACACACA
This is a messenger RNA of Bactrocera neohumeralis, 5858 nucleotides long. RefSeq names its product protein real-time (gene retm). Lineage: Eukaryota; Metazoa; Arthropoda; Insecta; Diptera; Tephritidae. The transcript is spliced from 8 exons. The coding region runs from base 695 to 2698 and encodes 667 amino acids. Gene Ontology annotation, cellular component: cytoplasm. The record is from RefSeq and is a predicted model, not a curated record.